GUAGGAAGCCAGGAUAGAUCAUAUGACUGGCGCUGUUCAUAACUGAAACCAAGUCGUCUACGAAACUUCAGCUGCCUUGAGUUUUUUCAAAAUUUAAAGUUUCGGGACAAUGGUGAUAGGAAGCUUUCCAUUGGGGAAAAUCUUUGUACAUGGAUUGAAGAGGGUCAGCAAGCCCAUCGGCAAUCUUCUAAUGUGGGCCGGCAAACACAAUCCCCACGUCCGGCGCUACAUCAUCAUCCCGCCGGCGCAGCUCUACAACAAAUUUGAGGUUCGCUGGAAGAUGCAGAUGCUGCGACUGAAGCAACCAAAGAGGGUUCCGCCUCUCCCUUCCGCGAUAGCAACCCAACUUGGCACUGAUAUGCUCAGCGAAGUCAUUGUGUUUAUCAUUGGUGGGGGAUUGAUCGUCCAUGAGUUCUCCCGGCAGCAGUUAAAGACGCGGAAGAAGCUCCAGGAGGAGAUGGAGCAGAGGAGAGUUCUGUUUGAGCAACUGGACGGCAUUAGUGCAGAUCUCGAGCAACAGGAUAAAGACAUUUCCUAUAUUAGGGCGGUUUUGAAUGGCAACAAAACUUAAAAAGUUAUAUGAAAUUUUUGUUAUCCCUUUUAGGUUACCACUCUUAUAAUUCAAAAUAUAUUUU
Messenger RNA from Drosophila kikkawai, 635 nucleotides. RefSeq names its product putative OPA3-like protein CG43998. Gene Ontology annotation, biological process: regulation of lipid metabolic process. NCBI's taxonomy places the organism in Eukaryota, Metazoa, Arthropoda, Insecta, Diptera, Drosophilidae. Gene Ontology annotation, cellular component: mitochondrion. The record is from RefSeq and is a predicted model, not a curated record.